Merops nubicus (carmine bee-eater) is the source of this 968-nucleotide messenger RNA. RefSeq names its product chromosome unknown open reading frame, human C11orf73 (gene HIKESHI). NCBI's taxonomy places the organism in Eukaryota, Metazoa, Chordata, Aves, Coraciiformes, Meropidae. The transcript has 5 exons. The record is from RefSeq and is a predicted model, not a curated record. Gene Ontology annotation, biological process: protein import into nucleus. Gene Ontology annotation, cellular component: cytosol; nucleus. The coding region runs from base 77 to 670 and encodes 197 amino acids. Gene Ontology annotation, molecular function: Hsp70 protein binding; nuclear import signal receptor activity.
UCCUCGGUCCUGGGGUUGUGCGAGACAGGUGGUCAACAGCCACUGCUUGUACACUUGGCAGCCUCUUCUGCACCCCAUGUUCCUCCUACGUACACGGGGAGUGAAGGUACAAGCAGCUCCCCAACAAGUGGCUGAAGACAAGUUUGUAUUUGAUUUACCAGACUAUGAAAACAUCAACCAUGUAGUGGUCUUCAUGCUGGGAACUAUACCAUUUCCAGAAGGAAUGGGAGGAUCCGUCUAUUUUUGUUACCCAGACCAGAAUGGGAUGGCAGUGUGGCAGCUACUGGGAUUUGUCACUAACGAGAAGCCAAGUGCCAUCUUCAAAAUUUCUGGUCUGAAAUCUGGGAAGGGAAGUCAACAUCCCUUUGGUGCCAUGAACCUCCCCCAGACACCAACGGUGGCCCAGAUUGGAAUCUCAGUGGAACUGCUGGAGAACCUGGCCCAGCAGACUCCUGUUGCAAGUGCUGCUGUGUCAUCGGUUGAUUCAUUCACAGAGUUCACUCAGAAGAUGUUGGAUAACUUCUAUAACUUCGCUUCCUCAUUUGCUGUUACUCAGGCACAGAUGACUCCAAAUCCUUCUGAAGCUUUCAUUCCUGCAAAUGUUGUUCUGAAAUGGUAUGAGAACUUCCAGAGACGUCUGACACAGAACCCUCUCUUCUGGAAGACAUAAGCUUAAAUUAUGUCAUUUGAAGUGCUUCCUAAAGAGCAUGACCUGAAAGAUGCAGCAAGUAACCCCACUGAAGAAUUCGGGGGGGGGGAAAUAACGAUUAGUCCAAAUAGACAAGCUUGUAACUUUUAUAUUACUCUUGAAAAUUAUUUAAAAUUAAAAUCUGUGAAAGCUACUUGCCUAUGCUUUUGGUUUUUAAUUGAAGCACUUGACUGCAACAAGAAAUCGGUGGUCUGAUUUCACACAGAAAUGUUACCUUGAAACUGCAUUUAAAGUGGAAAAAAUAAGAUGAAAAAUGGCA